AUCGCGCGGUAGGGGCCCAGUAUCCAGCAUGGCGGACUCGGGGCUGCUGCUAAAGCGGGGUUCCUGCCGUUCCACUUGGCUGCGGGCCCGCAAGGCCCGGCCCCAGCUCAUCCUCAGCCGCCGGCCCCGCCGCCGGCUCGGGACCCUGCGGUGGUGCGGUCGGCGGCGCCUACGGCGGCGAUUACUGCAAGCCCAGGCGGCCGGCGUGGACUGGAGGGAGGGAGCCCGUCAGGUGUCGCGCGCGGCGGCGGCCGGGAGACCCAAGACCGCGACCCCCAGCCCGAUCCCUAGCCCGACCCCGGCCUCCGAACCCGAAUCCGAAUUCGAAUCCGCCUCGAGUUGCCGCCGGCCUCUCAUCAUCCCUCCAGUGCGGCCAGUGGGCCCGGGCCGCGCGUUACUGCUGCUGCCGGUCGAGCAGAUGACAGGCGUUGGUCGAUGCAGAAUUUUUCUCUUCAGUGUUCCAUUGUGUUGCUAGAACAUCUGAAAACUGCCUCUGUAAACUUCAUAACCAGCUAUCCAGGUUCAUCCUACAUUUUUGUGCAAGAG
Molecule: messenger RNA, 546 nt
Organism: Piliocolobus tephrosceles (Ugandan red Colobus)
Lineage: Eukaryota; Metazoa; Chordata; Mammalia; Primates; Cercopithecidae
Gene: NOL9
Product: nucleolar protein 9
Exons: 2
Coding region: 29-475 (148 amino acids)
Source: RefSeq, a predicted model, not a curated record